This is a messenger RNA of Gymnodraco acuticeps, 7202 nucleotides long. It is a transcript of the gene slc16a2, whose product is annotated as solute carrier family 16 member 2. Gene Ontology annotation, molecular function: monocarboxylic acid transmembrane transporter activity; thyroid hormone transmembrane transporter activity. Lineage: Eukaryota; Metazoa; Chordata; Actinopteri; Perciformes; Bathydraconidae. The record is from RefSeq and is a predicted model, not a curated record. Gene Ontology annotation, biological process: transmembrane transport.
UAGCUCUGUUGACAAGAGACAAGAGAGAGUCCUGGACCCACACGGGCCUACCUUUUUUACACUUCCAGCGUGUGAAGAUAUCAGACGAGAGAGAGGGAGCGCCGAAUCGGUUAUUUAGUCUCCGGCGGAUGUUGCAGACUGCGUGACGGGACGACACGGUGUAGACUUUUUCACAGGUUGAUGAUCCGUAUUUGGCACCAAGCAGCACAAGUAAAUACAUGGUUGUAGUCUAUAGGCUGUCUCUAGUGACACGGGUUUACAUUUACAAGAGAAAUAGGCGGUGCCUGUUUAUUCCUGGAAGAAUACAGAACAGAAUGAGACAUUUAACGUUUACAGGUUGGGGUUUAUUCGCUGAAGUUCACGCUCAGACUUGGGCUGCAAGCAGCGUGUAGGAGGAUAGUCUGAGAGUAAGGGACCCUCUGUGUUGCACAUUUUGACUGAUAGCCAAUCGAAUCUGUUAUUCAAAUCGGUGCUCUUAUGUCAGUGACCUAUAUCUCAUGCAUGUGCGCCAAGAGCACACAAUAACUUCUCCACCAGACCAGACCAGACAGCAUGGGGAUCGACGGACUGGACAAUCAAGCGCAGCCGCCCAGCGUAGUGUCCCGGAAUGAGGAGCCAGCUGCAGAUCCUCACACGGAGCAGAGAGAUGCUCCCCAAGAAGCAGACAAGAGCAAGGAGAUCCUGCAGGAGGACAGCACUGUGCAGCUUAUUGAGGCCGGGAGCAAGCCGCCACUCUCCCCGUCGGCGUCUGACUCCGAGGCGGCUGUCCAGGUGGAGGAGCCCGGCCACGGAGCCGCGUUCGUCCCGCCCGAAGGAGGGUUUGGCUGGCUGGUGGUUUUUGCGGCAACCUGGUGCAAUGGGUCAAUUUUCGGCAUUCAAAACUCUUUCGGCAUCCUGCAUAUGAUGCUGAUGAAGGAGCAUGCAGACCCAGACGACCAGACGUCUCAGUUCAAAGUGGCCUGGGUCGGGGCCUUGGCCAUGGGCAUGAUCUUCUUCUGUUCACCUGUGGUCAGCAUGUUCACAGACCGCUUCGGCUGCAGGAAGACAGCCGUCAGUGGGGCAUUGGUGGCUUUUAUAGGGCUGCUAAGUACAUCCUUUGCAAAGUAAGCUACUCUCCUGAGCCUUCGCUAUUUCACAUAUGGCAUACUGUUCGGCUGUGGCUCCUCCUUUGCCUUCCAGCCCUCAUUGGUCAUCCUCGGCCAUUACUUCCGCCAGCGCCUGGGUCUGGUCAAUGGCGUGGUGACGGCCGGUGCCAGCCUCUUCUCCAUGGGCCUCCCGGUUUUACUGAACAAGGUGGUGGAACCUCUGGGCCUCAGCAGGACCUUCCAGAUCCUCAGCCUCUUCAUGCUGGUCCAGGCCCUGCUGGCCCUGCUGUUCAAACCAUUACUGCCUGCUGGGGGAGGCAUGGGACCCCCAGGCAUGGGUCCUGGCCCUGGAAAAUCCAAAACCCAGUCAAUGGCCACCGCUCAGGGGGGCAGCAGGUGGAGCAGGCUCCUCGGUGGGAUCAGGAAGUCAUUCAACCUGCGGGUGUUUCACAUCGUGACGUACCGAGUGUGGGCGUUUGGAGUAGCUACAGCUGUACUCGGCUACUUCGUGCCAUACGUCCAUCUGGUAAGUUUUGUGAAGCAGCAGUUCAAGGGAACCCAGAAGGAGUGGGUUCUCCUGGUCUGCAUAGGAGCUUCAUCUGGGGUGGGACGCCUUGCUUUCGGCAAGAUUGGAGACCUCCUUUCUGGUCUGCAAAAAAUCUACAUGCAGGUGGUGUCCUUCAUAGCUCUGGGUCUGAUGUCCAUCCUGAUCCCUCAGUGCUCGGCGUUUGAGGGGCUGGUGGUUGUGUGUGUGUUCCUGGGGCUGUGUGAAGGCUGCUUCCUCACCAUGAUGGCUCCCAUAGCGUUCGAGCUGGUCGGGCCCAUGCCCUCGCAGGCCAUAGGCUACCUCCUCGGCCUCAUGUCUAUUCCUAUGACCGCGGGUCCACCCAUCGCUGGUCUCCUACACGAUUACUUUGGGGACUACACCGUGGCCUUCUCCCUUGCUGGGGUGCCUCCCAUAGUGGGGGGGGUGGUGCUGUUCUUCGUGCCCCUGAUUCACCGCAGGCUGCAGGCAGCGGCUUCACCAGACGAGACCUCCACCCACAUGCUUCCCGCAGCUUCACCAGCGGAGGAGCAGAAGAGCUGCUCCAACGGAGACAUCCUGCCAGGCUACACUGACGUAGAGACACACAUCUGAGUCACACCGUUCAAAGGGAUUCAGCCCACCAGCCCCUUUCCUCAUCCUUAGAUUUCCCUCCUUUCAACCAUGGACUUCCUGUCGGCUGACCUUUAACCCUCUCACCCUCCUGGACUCUCAUUGGCUAUUUGUUACUUUCAUGUGGAGAGAAAUUGAAAAGAGCGCUCUGGCUUCAAGCCACAGAGAGGACAAAAAGAAGUCACAUCAGCGGUGGAUGAUGGGAAUGUCUAAGGAGGAAGCACAGUCUCAACUAGGAUUGUUUAAUCAGUGCGGACUCUGUAGUAACAUAUACCUCCAAGAGGAAAUAAAUGGAGUGAUUUUAACCGACGGUGGUUUCUGAUAUCACAGCAUUAAUAUUGCUACUACCUAAAAAAAAAUACUAUGCUUUGUUUCUAGAUUGCAUAUAAAAUCGUAGUUGAGAUAAGAGGCAUAUAAAACAAGAAUGAGUGAAGGGAUACAUUCACACUUUCAUGUUGUUCCUCAUGCAUCUAAUUCUUGAACACAAUGCCUUUUACUUAGUUUUUGUAACUGAAUCACAGGUUUGCUUUAUUCUAUUUUUGCAGUGUUCUGCUGUGACUGCUACACAAGGAACAUUAGUUUAUAUUAUAAAUGUCACAGGAGGUAACAGACAAUUCUUCUGAGAAAUCAUCCACCCGACACAAUCACCUCAACUCAACCGCACACUCACACCCAGGGUCCAAAAUAAUGACCUUAACUCUGCCAGCCUCCCCGAAUGGGAGUCAGAUGGGAUUGCAACAGUUGUUGAUUCACAGUGGAGUGUUAAAUAUUUUUGCACGGAUUGAAUUUAGGUCAGUGACUUGGCGGCUUGUUGCAGUUUAACCUGUGCAGUCAGCGGGGGAGGGGGGAGUUGUGAGAGCUGUGCAUCCGCUGCCUGGAUUCCUUGAAGUUAACACUACAGUUGAUGCAAUCUUCUCGCGAGUCAGUACAGCCUGAACUCUCAGCAUGUGUUUUUUCAACUCAUCUGAGUGCUAGACAAAAAUACGUUUGUUACGGAAAAUAUUUCACAGUAGAUUUUGUAUUGUGCACACUGUAUUCCUGUUGGAAUCAUGCAGUUCUAAAUGGAGAUAGACGCUGUUGGUAAUAUAGACUUUUUAUUUUAGAUUCGUAUCAGUUUAUUCUUUCCUCUGUGGGAAUGUGCGUGUGCAGUUUUAAAAGUAAAGGCAGUAACAAUGUCACACUUUGUUGAUGAGAGGGGACUACUGAGAUUAAAGCUGCCAAAUGGACUGAGUCCUCAUCGGACCAUUUCACGGAUAAUAAAUUCAAUAUGCUGCUUUCGUUACAUUUUUAGUCAUGAGGGUAGACACUCACUUUGUUGGCAGUAAUGAAACUCAAGAGGACAGUUUGCAGCUAUUGUGUUUCAUAAACAUUUGGACCACUUACCUCUGCACUAUAUGUUUUUUGAAUCAUAAACUUUAAUGGACAGAUGUGAAGUAAGCUGCAAUAAUUGACUGUUUGAGUUACACUCUGUGGUUGAAUGCUUAACUGAGUAGCAGAGCGGGGCGUUGGUACACAGAAAGAACGGAGACUCCCUGGUAUUCAGGUGCCAUUCUGCCGAUCCCCCUCUUUGCUGUCCCUGCCAUCACUCACCCGGCUUCUUGUGUUACAGAAGAGCCUGAAAGCUACACAAACCUCACUGCUGAGUGUAGUUGUUGGGGCUACAGGAAAACCAGUUCUGAAUAGGAAACAUACAUCAAUACCUCAGCAAUCAAUAAUCCUCAGCAAAACCAGUUGAACAGGUUCUUUCUAGUUAAUCAUUUCUGUGUAGUGGUCUCAGAGCACAAAGCUGCCAAAUGCCUGUUUUCAAUCACUAUCGCUUCCUUAGAAACUUCAUUUUGAAACCACAAAAAUGUGGAAAUGUCAAACUUCCAUUUCCUAUAAUAUAACAGUUAAUGCGUAAUCCAUAUCCUUCUUCUUUAUUUUGCCUUAUCCAUUUGCCCCUUUGUUCCUGAUGCUCAGCAUUCCUACUCUCUCACCUCUACCUCCGUCUUUGGUGGCUUUUGUUUUGCUUGUCUUUAAGACAGCCUUAUUCUCUGUCUGUUUUGAAAUGGAGUUGAAUACAUGUCUUAUAACCUAAACUAAUUUAAACAAAAAGACACUAAACCAUAAUCGGUGUAGACUCACAAAUUGGUUUAAUGUUUCCUGAAAGAAAACAAAGAGACAGACCUCUAGUUUGACUGACGAAGUGAGACAGGAACAAAAGGUAGUCGUACUGAAAUGUCCAUGCGAAGUAGUAUUAUAUAUGUCUACACAGUUUGAGUUUGAAACUCAUCAGCCUCCAAACCAAUUAAAGCCACAUUAACCUGAACAUGGAGCUCACAGUAAUCGGACUGGCAACUCUGAGCCCUACUCAAUCUUAAAAAUAAAAGUGCUUAUAUAAUAUUAUAUUUAUACAAUAAAGUGCUUUUAUUUAACAAAAUACAUUACUCCUAAAAAUUAGUGUUGCGGAUUAACUAGUUACAUAUAAUGUAAUUAAACUAUAAAAUGUAUAUAAUGUAUUACAUUCAGAGAAAACUAUGUAAUAGAAUUACGUUUUUUUAUCAAAAUGUUAUUGUUAUUACAAUCGUUUUCCUCCAAAAAAAUGUAUGUUGAACAAAUAAUUUACUUUCUUACAACUGCAUGUUACAUUGAAUAACUUUCUAAAAGAGGAGCAACGGUAAUGAGUAUUGAUGUUUACACUGCUGUUUUAAGCUUAUUACCCAGUUUCAAAAAAGUAAUCCGUUAUUAAAUCGAUUUAACUGUAAUCUGUAACCUUUGGCAUUUCUAAAGUAACUGUUCGAACACUGCUUAUAAAUAAUUGAAAACUGUGAAAUUCAAUUUAUUUACUGCUUGUGUUAAAAAAGUUGCAGGAGAUGAUUCUUAUAAAAAAGUGCAUAAAAAGACAAUCUGAAAAAAACCUAUGGACCUAAGAUGAUUGGAACAUUUCCGACCACACUAUAAAGACAGAGUUUUUACAGAAAUUGUAUAAAAGAUUUGCUUGUUCGAUAAUCAUUUCAUUUUCUAACUUUAGUUUUGUUACUGCUCCAAGUCACUUCUGUCAAACCAGAGGCCUGUGUCCCCUAAAGUCCCACAAUCUGUCAAAACUACUUCCUCCGCCUUAUCGGAGGCCUAUGUGUUACUACGCUCAGAACGUAUCUGUCCCAACAAUAUUGACUAUAAUUGAGUUUUCUUUGUAAUUUCACUGUGAACCUGUAUGCUUUUUCAAUGUGUGUUUGUGUCUUGACCUUGUUAGAUAGCAGCCUGACAUCACUGUUGAAGAUGAGACGAGGACUAGAGGCAAGACAUUUUAAUCAGCAGUGACCUAUGCCUUACAUUAACUGAACCAGCUGAACAACCAGAUGUAGAUUUAAGACUAGAGUUCAUUUUUCAGAUCUUAACUUGUCUUUUUAAUCACUAUUUUACUUGUUUUUCUUUCUCUGUAGUCAUUGUUAACGUUGGAUGAGUUAGUCUCACGCAGUUCCGGGUCAUAACCAGCUGAGUGCUCUUCUUGUAAAAAUAACUCUGACGUGUAUAAACAUAUGUACUUUAUAUACUUUGUAAUGUUUUUUUAAAAUAACCAUUUAACUGUUUUUUUGUUUCAAACAAUUGAUUUUUUUUGGGUUAGUGUUUUUAGUGAUUCACUUCUUUAAUGACUACUGGAAACUGUUGAGUUGGUCUGUCUGCUCAGAUUUGAAAUAUAAAAGUGAAGGAGCUGAAUGAAUGAAGAAUGAUACAAAACAUCCGGAUGGUUUUCUAUGGAUCCAGUGUUUAGCUAGCCAAAGUCUUUUCAUCUAUGCAGCUGGGCUCGCGGUCCACUUCCUGUGACCACUUCACAAGUCAAACUCUAAAAACCAUGAAGUUUACUUGGACUUCUCACCUAAACUUUAAACUGCUAACACUAUGUAAUGUCUUGGACUGUCUUUUCCAAUUAGAAUGUUUUUUGUUUGACUUUCAGAAAGUCCCUGACAGUCAAAUUGGUCAAAUGUAACAUUUCUACAUUCUUCUUUUAUUUUCUUGCCUUUGAUGAACAGUUUGCAGGUCAGAGGUACAGGGAGGCACAUUCAGGCACUUUUUAGUCUCUUAAGUUGUGACAUUCUUUUAAGAUCAGUUCAAAAUAGAUUGAAUUAACUCAAAUCAGCAUGUGUCAUAUUUACGAUCCAAUCAGUGUGUGGUGUUGAUCAAAUAACGCUUCAUUUCAUUUCGCUUUUGCUUGAAUUUACUGCUGAUAUCUUUUGGUCAGUCGCCAGAAAACAAACCCGGCAUCUCAGUCUCAUUACAUUAGAUUUCCUCUGGCAGAAAAUACAAAUUCAAAACAAAUGACUUCAAUAUUGAUCCUUGUUAUUCUACGCUGCAACGUGGCAUGCCCUCUGACCUCAAUCUGUGCUUUCCCCUCUGCCUGAAACUGUAACACUCUGUGAAACAGGAUAGCUGAGGGUCUGUACAUCAUGAAGCUAAAAGUCCAACACCUCAUAAAACUGCUACGGGCCACCUCCAGCAACAACACCAGUCAUCACUUUCAUUUGUAUUGUAUUAUAUAUUGUAUUCAUUAUCUCGGCGAUCACAGCUAUAAAUACUUUGUUUAGUGAUAUAUUUCUGUAUGGCGACUCUUGGCCCUUCCCACAGCCUUACAUCAGAAAUACGAGUAAUAUUUCCUUGCAGGGCUCUGCUAAACUUUCUUUCUCCAGACCUCUAAGGUUGCUGCAGUUAAACCUCUAUUGCCUCUCUUCACUUCUUAAAGCUCUGUCCUUCCUGCACAAGCUAUACCUUUUUAUAUAGAUACAUACUCUUGUUUUUAGUCAUUUUACAAAAUGUUCUAACAAGGCCAGUGACGCCACAAAAUCUACAAUUAAGUCAUGCUGCUAGAGAAAUUAAUGUCAUUUUUUGUGUUUUUUUCUUUUCUUUGUGGAAGUAAUUUCGAAUCUGUAUCAAAAGAGACACAUUUUUUCUAUUAAACCAACAAUAAAGAAGUGAUAUGAAAACAA